Molecule: messenger RNA, 6975 nt
Organism: Pediculus humanus corporis (human body louse)
Lineage: Eukaryota; Metazoa; Arthropoda; Insecta; Psocodea; Pediculidae
Exons: 3
Coding region: 1-6975 (2324 amino acids)
Cellular component (GO): extracellular region
Molecular function (GO): chitin binding
Source: RefSeq, a predicted model, not a curated record
AUGGCUUCGGAUUCUCUAGUCGUGAAAUCAUAUAAAGAAGAAAUUGACACGACGGCGACGACGACAGUUUCAUCGACGGUUAAAGAACGUAAAAUAGAAGAAUAUGCUGUUUAUCAAGGGGUCAUGGGAAGGCCGGGAAUCGAUUUUCCGGUUUACACACACAUUCCACACACAAGUUUCAGUUGUAGAAAUGUUAAAAAAUCCGGUUAUUACGCGGAUUUAGAAACGGAUUGUCAGGUAUUUCAUAUUUGCGACAGAAAUCGAAAAGUUUCUUUUCUUUGUCCGAAUGGAACAAUAUUUAGACAAUCUCAUUUGAUUUGCGAUUGGUGGUUUCGUGUCGAUUGUGGUAAAUCUGUUGAACUCUACGACGAAUCCGCCGAACAGUUAGAAGCUGAUCAAAAAGUAUACAAAGCGAAAGCUGACGAGAGAGAAAGAAGAAGAAAAUUGAGUAAAGCUUAUGCUGCUGGUACGAGCGAUCAAUCGGAGGAAACUCAAAGAGCUAAAUCUCAAUUGUUGAAUCGUGAAAAUUUUUCACGUCGAGAACAUAAUUCACGUGGAAAUGGAAGAAAAUCCGAAAGACAUUUCAACAGGCCUUCCGAUGCUUUAAUAAAUUUCAAUAGGAAUAAACAAAAUGUGCAAACAACAAACGGUAAUAAUUUGAGAGUGAAGACAAACAACGAAGGUGAACAAGGAUCGUUAAUUGGUAAUUCUCCUGAUGUCGCUCAAAAAAUCAAUCAGCAAAAUCACAACAAUAUAGGAUUGGAAAAUUUUCACGAAGCUGAAUCUGGAAGCCUUGUUGAAAAUCUAUCCAAUCACAGUAGAAAUCUUGCAAAAGCAGCCAGUGGUGAAAGAGUUAAAAAUGAAGGUAAUAACAAAAGAUUUUCAAAAAAAAUCAAAAUAAUUGCCAGAGGUAGAAAUGGUAGUCUAUCAGCCGUCGAAGAAAAAGUUGAAGAAGUACAAAAGACAUCACAUACGGAUAAAUCGCAAGAAAGCAAUGAAAGAAAUCAAAAUUCUAAUGUUGGUAUUACUGGUGCAUAUUCUUCUGCUGAAAAAAUAACCGCGGUGGAAACAUCAAAUGAUGGAAAAGAUUAUAAAAAUCAAUAUGACAAUGGACAAUCGGAAAACGCUAGAACUACGUAUCCAAACGUAAACGUACAAACGGCGACAAACAACAAAAUUGAAAUAACAAGUCCCGGAUAUGAUUUCACAAAUAAAAUUAAAAACCGGAAAUUCGUACAAUAUAAUUUUACAAAUUAUAAAAACGCAGGUGUCAGCAGUGAAACUGGAGGUGGAAAUUUUUACAAGGCGAGUACGGUUAGAUCAGUGACGAAUAAUUUCAAAUUUAAUCAAAAUGCUAAACACGGUACUGACGUAAAUAAGAGCACAUUUUUCGGUUCGAAUGAAAACGUAAAAAAUUUCGCAUCGAAUGAAGAACAAGGGUCGACAAAUUAUUAUCAUCAACAAAAUGGAAAUACUGGAAACAAAUUUACAUACGUGGCCCCAACGACGACGGAAAAAUAUUCCAACGAUAAUUUUCAAACUUUAAAUGUUGCUUACAAUCAACAAAAAGAACACUCCACUGCUGCCCCGACAAUUUACGGCACUACGUUACGCCCAAAUGAACCCUUGAAUAAUUUUAAUCAACAAAAUGAUGGAAACAUAAAAUUUAAUUCUAACGAAAAAACGACAAAUUCUAAUUUUAAAAGUUCAUUCUCAUCGAAUUCGUUUAACAACAAUUAUCAAAAUCAACAACAUUUUUGGCAAAAAAUCAACAACAACAACAAACAGUUAAUAGACAUCAAAAUGUUGAUAAGAGUAAGUACAGAAUCUCCAUACGGUACAACCGGUUUCUCAUCUAAUCAACCUGUUAAAAAUUACAAACAAGAAAUUUUAUUAAAAGGAGAAAAUACGAAAGAUGUUGUUGUUAAUUCUGGUUACACGGUUACUCCUGAAGUAUAUCAACCGCCUACGACAAACAAUUAUUUUUAUCAAAAUUCAAAAUCUGAUAAUUAUCAUUAUUCGAACGAUAAAACAUUGGAAAACAAUCGACAAAAAAAUGGAAAUGUAGAUUUUAGUGCCACUUACGAUUCACAAAAAACAAUAAUAAAUUACAACGAUAAAAAUUUUAAAAAUACCGGAAGUACCAUCUUCGGCACAACUUCUUCACCCAAUCAACCAUCGGUGACAACACAAUAUCAAACACAAACUUAUCAACCGCAAUUUCAACAAACGCAACAAAACAAAUUAACGACUUUCGGUUCAAGCAGUGCGUUUGUUGAAACUUCAUUGCCAGUUACCAACACUCACAAUCAAAACGGAAAUGAAAGAAAUAAUAAUUUUUUUAGUGCCACGACCGCAUCAUUCCAGCCUUCGGUCUCAACUCAAUAUCAAACCGAAAAUUUAAAAUCACAAAAUUUACAACAAAACAAUAAACAAACGACGGAUUUUUCAUCGAGUGGCAUUUUAAAAACGACGAAUGUUUACAAUCAACAUCAAACCGGAAACAAUAAUUUUAAUAAUUUUAAUAAUCAACAAAAUAACGGUUUUAGUGCCACGACUCCUUCUUCCUACGAUCAAUCUUUUAUAACACAAUAUCAAACGCAAAAUAAUAAUAAUUAUCAAAAUGAAAAAAUUCAACAAAACAGCAACGAAAAAAAUAAAAAUUUUGGAAAUUAUUUAAAUGAAAAUGAGAAAAAUUAUAAAUUUAGUGCCACGACCACACCAUCUUAUCAACAUUCUUCCGUAACAAAUUACUUAUCGACAGAAAGUUACAAUUUACAAAAUGGUCAAACUCAUUUCACGACGACAAAUAAUCCAAAUCCGACAAAUUUUAUUCCGAGCACACCAAGUACGCCCCACCAGCAGCUACAACAACAAACGUUUGUCGUAAAUAAUCAAUAUAAUAAUAAUCAAUUUUCGGAAAUAAAUACAAAUGGAAAAAAACAAACUCCGCCAUUUGUUGGAACACCAACGACAGAUUUUUAUCAACCGACAACUUACACGACCGGAAAAUAUGAUUUGAAUACUUACCAACAACAAAAUAAACAAAAUAUAUUUAACAAUGCGGAAAAGCAAACAAAUUUUCCAACGACACAAAAUUCAAAUCUACCAACUGAAAAUACCCCGAAAAUUUUCUCUCACGGAAUUAAUAAUAAUAAUUUUGCUGUAGGCACGACGGAAUUUUAUAAAAAUGAUAACGUAAAUUUACCAAAUAAAAUCAAUAAUGAAAAUGUUAAAUUCGAAACGGAAAUAUUUAAAAGUGUUGAAGUUAAUUUACAAGGGGAUAACGGUGACGUUAUUAAUAAAACCUUAGGUCACCAAGUCACGGAAAAAAAUACACUAGGUUAUAAUAAUAAUAAUAAUAAUUUUCCACCCACAUCUCCGACAGUAAGCACAGUUUCCUUUAGUCAAAAUGGGUUAAACAAUGAAGGAUACAAAGGAUCGACCGUCGAUUACAAUUCGAAGAAUUUCCAAUUCACAAUAAUCAAUCACGAAAAAGAAGGACUUAAAACGGCAGAAAGUGGUUCGGCAGCUUCAAAAUAUUCAAACAAUGGAAAUAAUUAUCAAUCUUUGUCUUAUUUCGGUUCAACUCAAAAACCGCAAGAGUUUUUUGAUGAAAAAGGAUAUCAAGGCUCUGGGGUUAAUUAUAAUUUAAGGGGUGGUAGCGGUCGUGGUAGUAAAUCUUAUUUCGAAGAAAAUAAAUUUCAUUCACGACAGCAAAAUUCCAAUAUUCCUUCAAAUUACAAAACAACAAAUGUCGUAACACCUUCUUCUUCUUCUUUUUCUUCUUCUCAAAAUUAUUUUACCACGACGCCGUCGUUUGACGUUUUGACUGGUUAUUCAACUACACCUGUGACACCGGUCAAACAAGAUGGUAAUCGUGUGACGGCCUCAUCACCAACGGAACACACCCAUUCAAACGGUCAAUCGUGGCAAACGACAACUUUUAAACCGCAAUACGAAGGUACGACAACCGGACAAACGUAUUUUUCAGAAAACGAAGGUUAUUUUACUUUCGUUCCAAAGAACCAAUUAAUUUACGAAAAUGAAAAUUCGAAUUCUGCUAAAGUUUCGACGGAAACGACAAAUGUCGGAGUCGAUUUGAGCUUGCAAGAGUUGAAUAUAAAUAAAAAUAAUUUUCAAAAAACCGGUAAAACCGGUAAUAAUUACAAUGAAUUUUAUAGAGAAGGUUUAGAAGUUCCUCCAUCAUCUGGACCAAACGCUAUCAGAUCUUUUGCUUUAUAUUUUGCCGAUAAUACGAAUAAUCAAGCACCGACAACUUCUUCUCCUUCCAUUUACGUGACUCCGUCUGUUUACACAACCGUAAGUUUAAAUUCUUUUGAUAAUAAGAAAAAAGAAGUUUUGAAACAAGUUAACGAACUGGUACAACAAAGUUCUAUAAAUGUCACCGAAGUGACCGUGGAUAGUGACAAACUUCCCAAUUCGCUAACCGUUCAAACUCAAGAUUCUUAUCUUACUCUCUUUUCGAAUAACUCCGAUAAGAGCACAAUCGAAUCGUCAACGGUGUCAUCAAAAUCAGAAGAAGAAAGUACCAACGGUAAUUUUGAUUUUAAAUCAACCAAUUACGGUGAUUUUACUGAAGAACCAACGGUCAUCAAUUCGGAAUUGGUAAAAAAUGAUUUAGACGGUUCGCAAACUCGAGGAUUGGUCGAACCGGAACCCGUAGAAAACGAUGGAAAAGUUGCUCCGGAUCUAAGAAAAUUAGCUCAAGUAUUUACAAAAGCUCUUUCGGCUUAUUUAGAUGAUCCUCAGGGUUUUAGAAAAGUACUAACGGAAGUUCGUCCGACGGAGCCCACGUUUGACUCAAACGAAUCCGAAUCUAACGAAUAUUCAACGGCUACUCGAGAGGAAGAAGAAGUUUUGGAUUUUUCCGACGUGUCAAACAAUUCGUAUAAGAAAAAAUUAUCGACUCCAUCGUCUCAAAGAGAGUCCAGCACGGAAUUUCUUGCUCAAAUAUCAAGCCCGACCGUGAGCGAUUUUGAAAAUUUAAUCGCUCCGGUAAAUAAAACGAAUUGGGCGACGAAUAUUGAACUUACUGCACCCCUGUUGGAAAGUUUGGACGCAUCACAAAGCAAUUAUUACUCGUUACCAACGUUCACCGGUACUACCAAUUCUGUUGCAGAAGAAAUAAAUCAGUUUAUUGAUCAUGACCAAACUUCAUUUACCGGAUCUAUCGAAGAUGAUAGUUACUUUCCAUCUACUACUACUACUACGGAUAUAUCUUCUCCUCCCAAAUACGGUGGAUUUCAAAACAAUACCGAAAGAACUAAAAAAUAUUCGCCAUAUGGAUCUGAUUUAAAAACUUUUUCACCUUAUUCGCCGAUUGCAGAUAAUCAGGUGUCGCCGACUACCCCGAAAGUAGUAAAUCUCAAAGAAGGUACGAUUCAUGACUCCAGCAAAGAAAAUUUCACGUCUUUUUUCAGUCACUUCACAAAAAACGAAACUAAAGACGGAGAAAUACAAUUGGCUAAAGAACUAAACAAUUUAGUUUUGCUUCAAAAAUUUACCACUCCGAGAGGAUCCGGUACCCAGUCAACUUCUACGGCACCUAGAUUAUCCACAUCUCAUUUAUCUACCCACAAUGGUAUCGGUAAUCGAUAUGAAGAUGUCGUUUUGGGAAACGGUGAAACGAUAGAAAGAAAUGUUGGAAUAAGAAUUGGAAAAGAACUUCAAAAUUCAGAAACCGGAAAUAGCGUAAAUAUUUUAAAAUCUAGCGUAAGUGCUGUAAACGUUGAUAUUGUGUCAUCUCCUAGCACCACGCCAAAAAGCAAUGAAUAUGCAAAUACGAGAAACCAUAUAACAUCCGUUAAACCUUCCGGAAUUUCCGGUAUCACUACCGGUGUGGUUUUGCCAAGUACUCCAAAAGGUUUUCAAUACCCGGAAACCAUAAGCGAUGUACAUAUUUUAAAAUCUAGCUUAAGCAACUUGAACGGAGAUGUUUUACCACAAUCAAGCACUCCCAAAGGAUUUCUCAUAACGUAUUCAUUGAACGAACCACAACCAACAACACAAAACCCCACCAUAGUUAAUCUCGUAGCUCAGUCAACAUCCCUUCCACCGUCCAUCAGUAGUUCGUACAACGUAAACUCAUUAUCGGUAUCCGAAUCUCAUAAAACUCUUAACGACGAUCUAUCUUCAUCCGCGUGGGAAGACAGUUUAUACGAUAGUUACCAAACAGCACCCGAACCGGAUAAUUCAGCAACAGAAUCUGCCGAAAGAGCUGUAAAAUCAUUACAAAGAAUAACAAAAUUACAAGAAACAUUAAUGUUCAACACGGAUAACACAACAUUACAUCAAAAAGAUAUGGCUAGAGAAACCGUCGAAACGAUGAUGGACAAUUUAAACUUAACGGCAUCCACAACUCACGCACUCAUGCACGUCAUGGAAGAAGCAGCUAAAAAUGAAACCUACAGGAGAUUGGUGUUACUUUUAGUUAACGACAAAUCCGGAAGAAAUAAAACAGCGGAAGAAGCGAGAGUAUCUUUGCUCAAAGCACUACUAACACCCGUGAUAGUAUCUCAUAAUCAACCAAAUCCUUCACUUCCUAUUCAAGACACGUCAAAACUUGCAGCGUCCGCAAAUGAUGACAAAACGAUCGACACAAACGUAAGAAGAAGUAAAUCCAUUCCAAACAGACAAACAAGCGGUCCUUUAAUACAAACGACAACUUCACGUUCCUCAUCGAUAAAUAAAAAUGCGGAAAUACAAGAAAAACAACCACCGAAGACGACGACGACGACGACAACAACAACUUCAACAAUUUUACCACCUUCAAAAAUUUAUAAAAAAUCAAAACCGGAUAUAGGUAAUAUAGGAGCGUUGAGGAGAGCAAUUGAUAAUUCCAAAACGAAACAAGUCAAAAUUAAUUCAAUAGACGAUGCCAUUAUUAAUUCCGAUAGCAGAGCCGUAGAACUUUUACGAUCAUUGUAUUCUUUAGCAGCAAGAUGGGGUUGA